This is a messenger RNA of Linum tenue, 2219 nucleotides long. Lineage: Eukaryota; Viridiplantae; Streptophyta; Magnoliopsida; Malpighiales; Linaceae. The record is from the annotation of a GenBank genome assembly.
UUCCAAUUGCAGCCUAGAACUGUCCUCCGCCUUGUCUUUGCGUUGCCUCCAAAUGGCAAGGAAUCCGGGAAUGGAAUCUCUUCAUCAACCACCAAUCGUCCGCACUUGCCUUCCCUACUUCAAUUACAAUCUCAACCCAUUUUCAUCCCCACUGCCUGGAAGAGAUUCUGGUUCAUUUCUAGGUCACCAUUCACUAAAGUCCGUUUCUUUCCGAGAGAGACAGUCAUGAGUUGCAGCUCUCAGUUCCUGGGUAGCUUCUGUGCUGCCCAAUUGGGGAGUUUCAGGCCUACAACAACCCAGAACCAGGCAAUUCACCGCUCGUUUAGAGGUUUGGGUUCUGUAGAUGGGAUUGAGGACGACAUGGACAAGGGGCGCUGUGUAAGGAAUGGGAAUUUGAAGCUCGGGAGGGGAGAAUUCUCCGCGAGAGCGAAGUCAACCCUGAGCGUGGAUAAAGAGACGGAUGUUAGUGGGGAUAAGGGGAGAGGUUAUUAUGAUGCAAUUGUGAUUGGGUCUGGGAUUGGUGGGUUGGUUGCUGCUACUCAGCUGGCGGUAAAAGGGGCUAAAGUUCUGGUUUUGGAGAAGUAUGUCAUUCCCGGCGGCAGCUCUGGCUAUUAUGAACGAGAUGGUUUCACGUUCGAUGUUGGGUCUUCUGUCAUGUUUGGUUUCAGUGACAAGGGGAAUUUGAAUUUGAUAACCAGAGCAUUGGCAGCAGUUGGUUGUGAGAUGGAGGUGCUUCCUGAUCCGAGUACUGUCCAUUUUCAUCUUCCAAAUAAUCUCUCGGUUCUUGUCCACAGAGAGUACAGUGAGUUUCUUGCAGAACUGGUUUCUAGGUUUCCUCAUGAGAAGGAAGGGAUCACUAAGUUCUAUGGUGAAUGCUGGAAGAUAUUCAAUGCGUUGAACUCUUUGGAACUGAAGUCGUUGGAGGAACCUAUCUACCUGUUUGGGCAGUUCUUUCAGAAGCCUCUUGAGUGCUUAACUCUUGCAUAUUAUCUGCCCCAAAAUGCUGGAGAUAUUGCUAGGAAGUAUAUAAAAGACCCUGGCUUGUUGUCCUUUAUCGAUGCUGAGUGUUUUAUAGUGAGCACAGUUAAUGCUCUGCAGACACCAAUGAUCAAUGCAGCCAUGGUCCUAUGUGACAGACAUUUUGGAGGAAUUAAUUAUCCAGUUGGUGGUGUUGGUCAAAUUGCAAAAUCCCUAGCAAAAGGUCUCGUUGAUCAAGGCAGUGAGAUUGCUUACAGGGCAAACGUCAUGAAGAUAAUUCUUGAAAAUGGAAAGGCUGUAGGAGUGAGACUCUCGGAUGGAAGAGAGAUAUUUGCAAAGACGGUUAUAUCCAAUGCAACUAGAUGGGAUACCUUUGGAAAAUUGUUGAAAGGAGAGCAGCUCCCAAAAGAGGAAGAAAAUUUCCAAAAAAUUUAUGUCCAGGCACCCUCUUUUCUUUCUAUUCACCUGGGUGUUAAGGCAGAGGUUCUACCACCCGAUACAGACUGCCACCAUUUUGUGCUUGAGGAUGAUUGGGCAAGGUUAGAGGCGCCAUAUGGAAGCAUCUUUUUGAGCAUUCCCACUGUUCUUGAUAAAUCAUUGGCUCCAGAAGGGUGUCAUAUUCUUCACAUAUUUACAACAUCCUCCAUAGAGGAUUGGGAGCGAAUUCCUCGAAAAGACUAUGAGGCAAAGAAGGAAGCUGUAGCUGAUGAGAUCAUAAGCAGAUUGGAGAAAAAACUGUUCCCUGGGCUAAAAUCCGCCAUUGUUUUCAAGGAGGUGGGUUCACCAAAGACUCACAGGCGAUAUCUUGCUCGCAACGAUGGGACCUAUGGACCUAUGCCACGCAACAUUCCAAAAGGCUUAUUGGGUAUGCCAUUUAAUACAACAAGUGUAGAUGGGCUUUACUGUGUUGGUGACAGUUGCUUUCCUGGACAAGGUGUUAUAGCUGUGGCCUUUUCUGGAGUCAUGUGUGCCCACCGUGUUGCUGCUGACGUUGGACUUGAAAAGAAGUCCCCUGUUUUGGACGCUGCCUUGCUUGGGCUACUUGGUUGGCUAAGGACACUGGCAUGAUCAUAUUUAGCAUUCGAGGGAACAGUUUUGCCAGAGAAGGUAGAACCAUACUUGUCCAAGGGGUAAACAUUAUGAUCAAAAGAUAGAAACAUGCUAGUAACUUGGUAAUCAAGCUUCUGAUUUCCGAGUCUCCUGUCAAACGAAAAUUGUACAUGCAUUUUAUGCAUCGAGUG